Messenger RNA from Hemiscyllium ocellatum (epaulette shark), 1216 nucleotides. Its product is annotated as adhesion G protein-coupled receptor E2-like. The transcript is spliced from 9 exons. The record is from RefSeq and is a predicted model, not a curated record. Lineage: Eukaryota; Metazoa; Chordata; Chondrichthyes; Orectolobiformes; Hemiscylliidae. Gene Ontology annotation, molecular function: calcium ion binding. Bases 41 to 1216 code for a protein of 391 amino acids.
UGCAGCAAUUACAGCACCUGAGGAAAACAGUACUGUUGACAUGAAAAUCAGCUCUGGCUUGCCGUUUCUGGUGGUGUACUGCAUUCAGAGACUAUGCCAGACUCAGCCUUGUUCGCCAGGUUAUUUAUAUCACAAACAACAUCACUGCGUGGAUAUUAAUGAGUGUACAUGGCCACAAUGUGAUCCAUCUGCAAUAUGUCGCAACACAAUUGGGAGCUAUGAGUGUUACUGUGGUAAAGGGUUUAUCCGCAAUCCUGGGACCUCCAGCAUUGCAACAACUUGUAAAGAUGUGGAUGAGUGUGAGAAUGAAGAUGUGUGUGGCAAGAACGCAAUCUGCUAUAACUCCUUGGGGAGUUACCGCUGUAUCUGUCCGGCAGGAUUUCAGCCAGUGUCAGAACAAACACAAGGGACCUGUACAGUGCAACCUCUCAACUGUCCCAACCCAGAAAAGCCAAACAAUUCCACCCUUGAACAGCCAAACUGUGUGGGUGAUGAGUCUCGCCUCGUAAUGGAAUCAGCUCGCCACUUACUUGAUAAAGUCUGUCAGAAUUUCAGCAUCACAGACGAUAUCCAGGCCAUCGCAAACUUUACAAAUGGUCUCCUCAGUAGGAAUUCACGGCUACAGAACAUGACGACCACUCAACGGUUAAAUGUAGCAGCAACCAUCUUGGAUCUCUUAGAGAAUAUGGCAAUGGCUGUUGCAUUGACUUUGUCCAGAGGGGAAACAAAGUCAAUCUCAGAAGACUCUUUCGCUGGCAAGAUCCAGGUGUUUGGUAAUCAAAAUAUGCCAGGUGACUUGGCAAGAAUCGAGAUCCAGAAUAACACCAUGGAGAUAAACUGGAGAACGGUCAUGGGAGCAAAGAACUCUGAUGACUUGACACUCACCCAAAGUCCAAAUCACUUUGCUCCCCCAGACUUUGCUGCAGUCUCCUUCUUUGUAUUCAGCGACAUGGAAUCCAUUUUGAACAGCGAGAUCCAUAAAGAUGGCAUCAAGCAGUUGGAAGCAACUGAAGGAACAGGCUGGUUAAACUCCAAAGUGGUAACAGCCAGAAUCAGUAACAAAGCAGCCAGCCACAACCUGACAGAAAUGGUCAAUUUUACACUGAAACUCAACCAGGUUUGUAAGGGUGACUUUCAGGCUUGUCAUGCAACAGGAACUGCAAUGGUUCAAGAUGAACGAUUGGACAGCAUAGAGAGCUCUUUUACCUAUGUCUAA